AUGGAGGUUUAUUACAAAAAAAAGGCAAUUUUAGCGUACUUGGUGCACAAAAAAUAUGUACGUACGUAUGAUAGACGUUACUGGGUGCACCCAUUUACAGAUUCAAGAUUAUUAAGAGGUGAAUUUUAUACUACAUUCAGUGAUAUAAGAGAAAAUCCAGAAAAGUUUUUUACUUAUUUUCGAAUGAGUGUUCGCUCGUUUGACGAACUAGCAACAAAAGUAUCUCCAAAGCUUAUCUCUCAAGACACGUGUAUGAGACUCUCUAUACCACCACUAGAAAUGAUUGCAGUAACUUUGAGGUACUUGGGAAGUGGUUGUGAUCAGAUAGAUCUACAUUUAACUUAUCGGAUAGGACACUCAACUAUUGGAAAAAUUUUGAGAAGAGUUUGCGGUGUUAUAUGGGAAGUACUACGAUCUGAAACAUUUCCUGAGCUGAAGGAAGAACAAUGGAGAGAUAUAGCAGAUGGAUUUCAAAACUACAGUCAGUUUCCCAAUUGCUUAGGGGCAAUCGAUGGCAAACACGUUAGAAUUCGUAAACCGAAGAUGAGUGGGUCACUUUUUUAUAAUUAUAAAAAUUAUUUUUCAAUUGUUUUGCUCGGCAUCGUAGAUGUAAACUACAAGUUUAUUUAUAUUGACGUUGGCGCUUUCGGUAAAGAAUCUGAUAGUACGAUUUUUGAAAAGACAAAUUUUUAUAAGGCACUUGAAAAUAAUACACUGAACAUUCCAAAAAGCCGACCCCUUCCAGGUACUAAUAUAAAUAUGCCUUACACAUUUAUUGGUGAUGAAGCUUUUUCCCUUUCGUCGAACAUCAUGAGACCUUACAGUGGAAAAGUAUUGUCUCAUAAGAAAAGGGUUUUUAAUUAUAGACUUUCCAGAGCUAGAAGGCAUGUUGAAAGUGGGUUUGGUAUAAUGUCAAAUAAAUGGAAAAUAUUUCAUAAGCCCAUAAAUGCUAAUUUGGAUUUAGCCAUUCAAGUGGUAAAAACAUGUUGUUUACUUCAUAACUAUGUUAGAGUUAGAGAUGGAAUCAACAUACAAGAUGUCAUGAGUGUUACAGGAUUUGUUGACGCAGAACAAGAUGGAGGAACAACAAGUACAACUAACCAGUAUAUUCAAACGAGAAAUAAGUUGGCUGAUUAUUUUGUUUCGGAUGUUGGCAGUGUUCAUUGGCAAAAUAAUUACAUUUAA
This is a messenger RNA of Macrosiphum euphorbiae (potato aphid), 1185 nucleotides long. The record is from the annotation of a GenBank genome assembly. NCBI's taxonomy places the organism in Eukaryota, Metazoa, Arthropoda, Insecta, Hemiptera, Aphididae.